GCCAUGCAGGACACAGAGCCAUUCUCUGAGGAGCUCCUGGAGGCCAUGAAGCGACUCUGGGCCGACUCCGGCGUCCAGCAGUGUUUCGCCCGAUCCAACGAAUACCAGCUGAAUGAUUCGGCAAAAUAG
This is a messenger RNA of Dibothriocephalus latus, 129 nucleotides long. The record is from the annotation of a GenBank genome assembly. NCBI's taxonomy places the organism in Eukaryota, Metazoa, Platyhelminthes, Cestoda, Diphyllobothriidea, Diphyllobothriidae.